Xenia sp. Carnegie-2017 is the source of this 2170-nucleotide messenger RNA. Its product is annotated as neurogenic differentiation factor 6-B-like. Gene Ontology annotation, molecular function: protein dimerization activity. The coding region runs from base 1223 to 1825 and encodes 200 amino acids. The transcript has a single exon. NCBI's taxonomy places the organism in Eukaryota, Metazoa, Cnidaria, Anthozoa, Malacalcyonacea, Xeniidae. The record is from RefSeq and is a predicted model, not a curated record.
UUCAGUGUCUAAAAAUGUUUUUUUUUGAAAUGACGAACUGCAUAGUUUCUAUUAAGCAUUGAAGACUUUUCCAACUCAUUAUCAAUCCAUUGUUUCUACCAUUCUAUAUUCAUCUGCUCUUCCUCAAAACUAAAAUAGUACACAUACAUCUUCGAGUCAAAUUUUUUUUCGCAUUCUUCCUUCCUUGAUGAGGCACUUUAUCCACGCUUAUCUAUCCUUGAUGGGAAUUUUAUCCAUACUUUUCCUUCCUUGGUGGGCAUUUUAUCCACACUUUUCCUUCCAUAACCUAUGUUUUAUCAACAUUCUUCCUUCCUUGAUGGGCAUUUAAUCCACACUUUUCCUUUCGUAACUACAUGUAAAGAGUUCACCAAAAGGCACCUGUAAUGAUCACGCAUCGCCAUACAUCAUACAUAGUUAAUGAAUUAUUAUAACCUUGAAAAAAAUGAUAUGAGCUCACAGAGCUUUAAAGAAACAGCGCACAUAAUUUGUUUGUUCUCGUUAAUUAACUAGCAAGCAUGUCGUCUUCCCGUUUUCGGCGGCAAAUCAAUUAUAAAAGAGUAUUUGCAGAGUCAUCGAGGAGUUUUUAGAAUAUGAAAGUGGUUGGCUAAUGAAGAGUGAUGGAAAACUUAAUAUUCUAAGACCUUUUUAAUUAGCAUCCCCUGCAGCGAGCCAAAAAAUCAACUGUUUCGUUGAAGUUCAUUCAUUUCCAUGCAGGUGUGUUUCAUAUAGUUUCUGAACACGUACAAGUACUUUUUAUUUAUUCUUACUUGAGAAAAUAUCAUCAUCGAAAGUGACACGAGAAAUGCACAUGUGCGUGUAACUUUCGUUGGUGUUGAUUUGGGGGACAGUAAACAAAUAUUUAUCGUUUUAUAAGAUGUGUGUUGACGCCUAUUUUAAUGAGCAGUUUUGAGUUUGUUAAAAAAGGUUUUAUAGUAAUUAACGUGCUUAAAUAACACAUGAAGCUGGUCAUUAAAAUACCUCAGUACGAAAAAAGUUUUUGAAAGAACAUGCGGAUUGAUUGAGCCUCCUCAUUCUCAUAGCUUUGAUUUUUUGUCCUUUUCGAUCCAUUUGGCCAGGCGACUCUGGCUGAUAUGGCCCACCUGUGUCAUACAUUUGACGACCAAUCAAAACGCUGCUUGAUGUGCACUUGUGCCGCAUGCUUGAAGAAUAAAAAAGACAGUGUCUUGUGCGAUGCCGAUAGAAAGCUAAUUCUCUCCAAAAGAUGAACAGGACACCUUUCUACGGCUUUUCUAAUAUAAACUAUGGUUUGUCGUUUGACCCUUCUCCACCGAAUCAUGCUACUUUUGCAACGCAAAGAACAACGGAUUUGUGUAAUGUCCCAUCAAGAAAAUUGAAAAUGGCUCAGCGAUUGCAUCAACCAGUUAAACAAGACAGUUUUCCACAACAAGAAAAACGUAAGACGACUGCAAACCGCUCGCGGACAUUGUACAAUAAACGGUUGUUGGUUAACGCCCGCGAACGGGAACGGAUGAAAACUCUUAAUAAAGGUUUCGAGAAUCUUCGUAACGCUUUGCCUUGUUACAUUGCCGAUGGUCAUAUUUCAAAGAUUACGACAUUGAGGCUUGCUAUCAACUACAUCAAAACUUUAAGUGCUGUGCUGCAAGACGCUGGCAGCAGUGAAACACAAUUUUUGCUCGAGCAACAGCCUUUACUGGCCAUACAACCUUGUUCUGAUAGCUCAUCCUCUUGGCUUGCCACUGAUAAUGGAAAAAACUCUGAUGAUACUGCUUUUGAAGCACCAGAAAAUAAUCUAACAUCAAAUGAUCUAAAAAGCAACCGCGAUAUCUGUGAAACGUCUUUAUAAACUUGUGAAUGCGUUUUCGCGUUUGAAACGCGUGCGACGUCGUUCAAGCGGGGACUAAAGUUAUAUAUUUUAGUCUAACUUUUUUCCAGAAAAUAAGUACGGAAUUCUAUAAGUGACGACGGAAUUAUAAUUUGAUAAAAAUGAGCUCGUAUAGAAGUUAAAGUUAUUUUGCAAUCGAUAUAUACAUAUGUACGUUAUGUAAAAGCAUGUGGGAAAACUCGGCUUCAGUUUAGAAAAGUGGCUAAUUUAACAUUAACAUAGCUAUAAAUUUUAAUUUCUACAAGAUCGAAAAAAGUUGUAUACAACACUUUCGGUUUUACGAAAAAAUAUAUUUAUGUCAUUUUA